AGAUGAUUGAAAUGUAAACAUUGGGAGUACGAACUACUUAACCAAAAGUUUCUUUAUUGAUAGAUGAUUCCAAAACUCUAACAUAUCCAGAAUUAUUCAGAUAUGCAUCACAAUUGGCUCUUUUUGAUGUAAGGACUCUUAAUGCCAGUCAUUAUUAAUAAUUUAAGGAUGUCUUUGUGAAUUAAACAAAGGCAAUAUCUGUAAUAAAUAAUGUAAUUCUAAGGAACCUUAAUUCGAAUAGAUAGCAUCUUUAGUGGAUUUUAUACCAGGAUCAACUACAUCAUAAAUGAUGGUGGCUUUAGGAACAUUCUCUAAAAAAAAUGCACUUGGUGGCAUAGUUGCUUUGUUAGCAUAUACAUUACCUGGAGCUAUCAUAUUAACAAUAUUAGGUUAUUUGUAUGGUCAGUACCCUGAUCCUAGAGAUCUUAACAUUUUAAUAUUUUUAGCUAUUUAGGGUAUUAAAUCAAGUACUGUUGCAUUGAUUCUUUAAUUAAUGAUUACUUUAGCUAUGAAAUCUAUUAAUAAUAAGUUGCAUAUCAGUUUAUCAAUAUUAAGUGCAGCAUUAUUUGUUGUUUAUUAAUAACCGUACGUAUUGAUCUUAACUAUGAUGAUGGGAGGAAUUACUACUAUUAUGGUUGAAUAUGAUGCAGAAAAUACUAUUGGAAGAAGAACAUUUGCUAAAGAAUAAAGUGCUACUCCUGCAAUAUUUAAUGAUCCAAAAUUAAUUAAUAAAAAAAAUAGUCAUAAAAUCAGUUAAUUAUUAGGAAAUAAAUCUUUACAUUUAUAUUCUGCUAUAUUAUUGAUAUUAUUGUAUCUCAAUUCACAAUAGCAAUCAUUAAUUUUAGAUAUGUCUCUCUCAUUUUAUAAUAUAGGAACAUUUAUGAUUGGAGGAACACCUAUUACAUUACCUUUUAUGUACGCAGAAACAGUUUUAAAUCCAUUAUAUAUAAAUGCUGAUGCAUUUUGGUUAGGAUUUGGUUUAGCUGCUGCUCUACCAGGUCCUUAUUUAAAUUUUGCAAUAUUUCUAGGUACACAUAGUAUGGGAAUUUACGGAGGCAUAUGUUGUUGGAUAGCAAUAUUUUUACCGUCAAUCUUAUAGAUUUGGGGAUUAUUACCUCAUUGGAAUAAUUUAAAAAAUAAUGUUUAUUUGUAGAAAUUUAAAGAAGGCGUUAUUAGUGUAGCAAUUGGAUUUUUGGCAACAGCUGUGUAUUAUUGUUGGGUUGAUGCUUGUAAAUAUGAUUUACCUACUGCUACAGUUAUUUCAUUUUUAAGUUUAGUCUAUGUCAGUCUACUUAAUUUUAAUAGUCCUGCAGUACUCACUCUGGGUGCUGCUUUAUUUAUUAUUCGUUAUCUUGCAUUAUGGUAUUAUAGAGAAUUAGAUCCAGUGAUAUUUUGA
This is a messenger RNA of Paramecium sonneborni, 1396 nucleotides long. Lineage: Eukaryota; Ciliophora; Oligohymenophorea; Peniculida; Parameciidae. The record is from the annotation of a GenBank genome assembly.